CGCGCGCCAGCGUAGUAGGAACUAGUGUGCUGGCCGGACGUUCACGCUCUAUGCUGCAGCAUCCUCGGGAGAUGAACGGGACGGGGAGUUGGUGUUCCCUGGUGGACGUACACCCAGGGGAGCGGACCGAGGCGGGCAGGAAGACCUAUGCCAUGGUGUCCAGCUGCUCAACCAGCCAUUCUCUGGCCUCAGAACUCAUGGAGUCCAAUGAUGGGCAUGAAGAGAUCAUUAAGGUGUACUUGAAGGGGAGGUCUGGAGACAAGGUGAUUCAUGAAAAGAAUAUUAACCAGCUGAAGAGUGAAGUUCAGUAUAUCCAGGAGGCCAGGAACUGCCUACAGAAGCUCCGGGAGGAUAUAAGUAGCAAGCUUGACAGAGAUCCCGGAGAUUCUCUCCAUGGACAGGACACACAGGUAGACGCCUCCACAGAUGGGGAUGUUGAGAGUCUAAGGAAGACUGUGCGGGACUUGCUUCGUAAGCUUCAGGAGGCUGAGUGGCAGCACCAGUCAGACCGUAUGGAUUUUGAGGUCACACUGAGCCGGUACCAGAGAGAAGCAGAACAGAGUCACGUGGCUCUUCAGAGAACAGAGGGCAGAGUGGAGCAGAAAGAGGCUGAAGUUGGGGAGCUGCAGAGGCGCUUGCUAGGCAUGCAGAUGGAACAGCAGGCCUUACUGGUGAAGGUCAGAGAAGGGGAGACAGCCCUGGAGGAACUCCAGAGUGAGAAUGCUGACUGCAGAGCAGAACAAGAAAAGGCUGCUAACCUGGAAAAGGAAGUGGCUGGCUUGCGAGAGAAGAUCCACCAUUUGGAUGACAUGCUUAAGAGCCAGCAGCGGAAAGUCCGGCAAAUGAUAGAGCAGCUCCAGAAUUCAAAAACUGUGAUCCAGUCAAAGGAUACCACCAUCCAGGAGCUCAAGGAGAAAAUUGCCUACCUGGAAGCAGAGAAUUUAGAGAUGCAUGACCGUAUGGAACACCUGAUAGAAAAACAAAUCAGUCAUGGCAACUUCAGCACCCAGACCUGGGCCAAGACAGAGAACCUGGGCAGCAUUAGGAUAGCCAAGCCCCCCAGCCCUAAGCCCAUGCCUCUCAUCCGAGUGGUGGAAACAUGAGCUGAAGGAGAGGGACAUCGCCGUUUGCUGCCGCCUCUCGCCUGUGGAGGAGCCCGCCUCCCCUGGAGGCUAUCAGCACCGACUUGAUUUGCUUACCCAUCCCUGGCUGCACUCGGGGCUUGGGGCUCGUAUGUCCUCGCUUCCAAACUCCUGUCCUCUGUGUGCCGGGUGGAUGGAGGAUGAGCACUUCCCCUGGACGCUGCAGCCUUGUGGGGGGUGUUGUCCUGUGGGCAGGAGCUAGGGCAGCAUCCUUAUUCUCAUAGUUAGUAGUUUUCUCUGUAGCAGAGCCCCCUUCCUGUUGCAGCCUGGAGUUCAGCGGCCCCAGAAUCCAGGCCCUCGUCGGGUUGGGAGAGAAGACGAGAUGUGUCUCAGCCCUAGAAGCUGGAGGCACAGGUGUCCACAGUGAUUGAAGAAUGUCCUGGAGGAGUUGAGUUCCUUCCACAAACACAGCUCAGUUCUUAGCAGCACAUUUUGUUUUUCUACUUGCUUCACCCUCAGCCCAUGCUGACCCGGACCUCCUACUGAUAGGACAGUGGGGCCACCUGUCACGGCCUGGUCAGAGUCAGCAAGCCUCAGUUUGGACUGACCAGCUCUGUCUUCCUGGGGAGAAGGGAAUGUACAAUCAGGGAGUAGCUUUUAGUAGAAAGAUUCUGUUGGGCCACAGACAGUUAGGUGUGACUUCUCUCUGCUGUGAAGACUUCCAGGAUCUCUUAGGGUUUUCCCCUGAGAUGCAAUGCAAGGUUCACCUCGAUUUUCUUGACUCAGAACCUAAAAACUCUUUUCACUGGGUUACAUCCAUCUCGGUGAAACUCUCAUUGUAUUUAUUUUGCUAAGUUAUUGGUGUUUUUGCUUAUAUCUCACAACUGAAUUAAUACCGGAGUUCUACAACCUUCUCUCAGUGUUUGGAUUUGCUCUAUACUGGGAAAAGUGUAUUCCCACUAGACUGGUUGACUUCAGAAGUAAACCUUUUUUUUUCUUUCCUCUAUCUGCUUCUUUCCUUUCCUCCUCCACCUCCUCCAAACCUGAUCUGUACCUCUGGAAGGUACAGAUGCCCUGAGGCAUUGGGUCUGAGUGUAUAUGGUUUGGAGGGAGAGGAUAAUCAAGAAUCUUGGGGAGGGAUGGGAUUCUUCCCCUAAAUCCUCUGCACCCCUCUGCUCCAUAGUGAUCUGCUAUCCUGGCUCUGGAUGACCCUGCCACUAAUCAUAUUUUCUUCAGGCCUCUGUCUGCAGCCUCAAGAAGGAGAUAAGCAUCAGAAUGUGAUACUAUGGGACACAGAAAAAUAAAAAAUAAAUAUGGAUUAAGUCUUUAGGUUCUACUUGGCUCAAAACCAUAAGGUUUAAGUCUGUGUGUUUCUGUGUAUGAGGACUGGACUCAUGUGCUGGCUCUCUCCAUGAUGGUAUACUGGUGGCCUUCAUUCCAUCUUCUUACCUGUAAAACAAGAAGGUCAGACCAGAUCAUCUCCACGGGCCCUUUCAGUUCAGAUAUUUUUUCCUGCGGCAUGUUCUUUGUGUGGUGAAUUUAAUAAAUUAUGUUAAUGUGUCCC
Molecule: messenger RNA, 2646 nt
Organism: Manis javanica (Malayan pangolin)
Lineage: Eukaryota; Metazoa; Chordata; Mammalia; Pholidota; Manidae
Product: sorting nexin 27
Biological process (GO): endocytic recycling; intracellular signal transduction; intracellular protein transport
Cellular component (GO): early endosome; intracellular anatomical structure; I band
Molecular function (GO): protein binding; phosphatidylinositol-3-phosphate binding
Source: RefSeq, a predicted model, not a curated record